Molecule: messenger RNA, 2148 nt
Organism: Blumeria graminis f. sp. triticale
Lineage: Eukaryota; Fungi; Ascomycota; Leotiomycetes; Helotiales; Erysiphaceae
Source: the annotation of a GenBank genome assembly
AUGAUGGCCAGCUGGUUCACAUCUAGCUCGCAGCUGGAUGAGCAAAUUGAGAAAGCAACUUCCAGCUCACUAGUCGACAUUGCACUCAACCUUGAGAUAUCUGAUGUCAUACGCUCAAAGGCCGUGGGGUCAAGAGAAGCAAUGCGAUCCUUAAAGAAACGUCUAGGGAACAAGAACCCCAAUACACAAUUAAGUGCACUCCAUCUCACAGACACUUGUGUGAAGAAUGGUGGUUCUCAUUUUCUAUCUGAAAUCGCCUCUCGUGAAUUCAUGGACAACCUAGUCUCAUUAAUCAAAGCUCAUGGUGGAGCGGCAGUCAAUGAAGAUGUUAAAGCGAAGAUUCUCGAACUUAUACAGAGCUGGGCUACUGCCACCAAGAAUCAAUUCGAAUACUCCUACAUCGAAGAAACUUACGAAGGCCUACUCAGAGACGGCUUCCACUUUCCACCCAAGACCGACGUUGCAAAAAGCAUGCUGAUCAGCAGUGCCCCUCCAGAAUGGACCGACUCAGAUGUCUGCAUGCGCUGCAGAAGUUUAUUCACGUUUACAAACCGAAAACAUCAUUGUAGAAACUGUGGAAAUGUGUUUGAUCAUCAAUGUUCUAGCAAGACUCUUCCCUUGCCACAUCAUGGUAUAACACAAGCGGUUCGAGUUGAUGAUGGUUGCUACUUAAAAUUGACGAGCAAAGCUAAUAAAGGAAUAAGUCCUAUAAAUGAAUACUCUUCCGUAGAUAGAUCACAUCAAAGUCGAUUACAGAAUACUAUGCUACCCCGUAGCGCACGUGUAGACGACAGUUUUGACGAAGAUCUCAAAAACGCACUUGCAAUGAGCCUCGAAGAAGUCAAAAGCCAAUCCCGGAGCAGCAACGUAACGCAUAUGCACAAUAAUACCAUUAAUGAUACCAACAAUCAACCUGCGUCAAAAGCACGCGAUAGUGAUGAUGAUGAUUUAAAGGCAGCUAUAGCGGCUUCUCUCGCAGACAUGGAAGAGCAGAAAGAAAAACACACCGCUAGGUAUAAAGCGGGCUCUAAUAACCCGGAAAACUUAGACAAGCUAUCUGGAAGUCAAGCUGUGACUCAAUCUGACAACGAACUCACUCCCAUGGAGAUAUCUAAUAUCAACCUAUUCUCUACGUUGAUUGACCGGCUUCAAACUCAACCACAAGGUACUAUACUGAGAGAAACAAAGAUCCAAGAGCUUUUUGAAAGCGUCGGAAAACUUCGACCAAAGCUCGCCAGAACAUACGGUGAGACGAUAAGCAAGCACGACGCCCUCCUUGACUUACAUUCUAAACUUUCUACAGUAGUCCGACAUUAUGAUCGACUGUUAGAGGAACGGCUGUCAAAUGCUUAUGGACAGCAUAAUGUUAGCAGGUAUAAUUCAUUGCAAAGGCCAGAAUCUAGCACGUAUCCUCCUCUACCUCAAAAUAGGCCCAUGAACGGCUCAGAACAAUUUUAUGUGAAAGAUUCACCUCAUGCUUUGCAACCAAAGCUCUCAUUCCAGCUAGGUCAUGGGUAUCAGCCUCAUGAACAUAGAAAUCUUACGUCUGUCUCAAGCUACAAUACUCCUGAUCAGAGUACUGCACAACAUGACCAACAUCAUAACCCUGGUUGGCAGAAUUCAAACUCACCGAUAUUGAAGGAGCCACAACAGAUUAGUUACAGCGCACAAAACGUUUUCACUCCGUCAUCUACUCCGAAGUCAGCAAAUCUGUCCACAGCCCAUCAUCAACACGUAUCGCAUGGAGUAUCCGAAGCUCGAACAAAUAUAGCUUCUGGGUCAAAUCCCGAAUUUUAUUACAAAAAUGCACCACAAAUACAUGGUGGGCACCACAGUUUCAAACAGCAAAUACCUUCGCAGCCAGCGGAAUAUUCACGUCCAGAAAUACCUCAGUCAGGCUAUUCUCAACGUGUUAUAGCACAGUCGCCCAAUGCUCAUACUUAUGAAGCCCAAGCUAACCAUCAAGGUCCCCUUCCUCAUCAGAACUAUCAACCUCAAACGCAAACAAUACCCCAAUCUUCUAUGAUACUGCCAUCAAGGCAAAUACCAAUGCAGCCACAAGCAGUCUUCAAUCAAGAUUGUUUCCCAGCGGCACCCCAACACACUCCUAAGCAAGAGGUUGCGGAAGAGUGUCUGAUUGAACUAUAG